GCCCGCACUCCUACCGCAGGGCCCGCUCCCCCCCCAUUUCUUCUAUUUAUAACGGCUGAUGAUGAAGAUCGAUGGUCAGGAACGCAAACGCGAGCAAGUGGGACAAUCGGGACCCGUCCCUCUCAACUGAGAUCGCCGGCACAUUUCUGCCCACAGCGCGGUCACAUCCAACAGCCCAUUGCUGCCCUGCCCUGCCCCUGCCCCUGCCCUGUCCAGCCCAGCCAAAUUUCCCCCCGGCCGCUGAAACUCCCAGCGGCGUGCACUUCUCCCGCCCAUCAUGCAACGCACGGCAAACGGGGGAACACGGCCAGUCCCCCCGUGUUUUUACCUCAACUGACAGGGGCGGCGACAUAUGUGCAGGCUCUUGGCACGGCAUCAAUCACGCGCGAUGGGACAUCUCUGGUUUAUUAUUUGACCCUGUGGAUUGACCAGCGGGCUUGAGAUUUGACGAAGACACAGCGGAAAUGGAGCCGAAAGAGUUCUUGCCUUUCCCACCCCCUGUGGGUGAGCAGAGCACUUUCAUACCGUCAGCGCCUCCAGAACCCCCUUUCUACCUAGCCCCGGAGGAAAAUGUGCUUAUUUCACCCCCUCAGUUGGCUACGGGUAGGCCAUAUGCUAUGACGCGGCAUCAUCCUGUCACAACUCCAUUUUCGUUCCCGUCGCCACGCAUCGCUCAGGCCUCGAAUGCUAUGGCAGCGGACUUUGUGCCCAUGUCGAUUGCAGAGCCGUUGUUUGAAGCGCAGUGGCCAGUCCUCACUCUCCCACACACGAUUCCAACCUCAUCGUCUGCGUCGGUUGCUUUGCGGACUGAUCCUCCAGCAGCUCCGGAACCAGUGCCUGUGUCCGAGCCCCCAGUGCCGUUUUCAGAGCCAGGUGCGGAAUCUGGCUGGCCUCUCCUCCCUCUUCCACCUCUAAGACGUCUCUUUGUAGAUGGGCCCACAGACAAGGCACAUCAUAGGAACAUGGGUGACCCGUACGCCGAUUACCGAGUCAGUCCCAGCGAUGGAGAUGCGUCUCCAGAAGAGGCCAUGUUGGCCAUCCCGACACCUGCAGCAGCAGCAGCAGCAGCAGUCGUGGUGUCAUCAUCACAUCGGAAGACACGGAAGUACCCCUGCCUUGUGCCAUUGAUCGUUGUCUGCUGCUGUGGGGUCUUCGGGGCCACUAUGUAUGUCAACAACUGCCCUGCAAUGCGUGAUGACUGCAUUUUGCCCUUCUUAGGAAGAAUGUCGUUUGAGCCGUUGAAGGGUAAUCCUUUCUUGGGCCCUUGGAGCGGGACUCUCGUGAGAAUGGGUGCCUUAGAUCCCAGCCGGAUGCGCAAGCACGAGAGAGAGAAAUUCCGCCUUCUCACCUACUUCUGGCUUCAUGCUGGCGUCUUACAUCUGCUGAUCAACAUGCUGGGCCUGGUGUUCAUCGGGAUUCGUUUGGAAAGGGACUUUGGGCCGUGGAGAACGGCGUUAGUCUAUUUGCUAAGUGCGGCUGGGGGCAGCUUGAUGAGCGGGCUGCUCUUGUACAAUAACAUCUCUGUUGGCGCUUCGGGUGCCCUUUUUGGACUACUGGGGGCCAACCUAGCAGAACUGAUUAUCAAUUGGGGCAUCUAUGAACGUCGCUGCUCAACGCUCGCCCUCCUCGUCUUCAUGGUCUUUCUCAACCUGCUUAUUGGCCUGUCCCCAAAUGUAGAUAACUUCUCUCACAUUGGUGGUUUCUUCUCCGGAUUGCUCCUCGGAUUCGUCUUGCUAGUUAAGCCGCAAUACGGGUACAUAAAUCCCAGCAGCCUGGGCCCAGAGUUCCACGACAUCCGACUAGUGCCCCUGUCGCCGAAGCGCAAACACAACUGCUGCCAGACUUUGCUGCGCUCUGCAGCGUUGCUGGUCCUCGUGGCUGGCUUUGGUGCCGCCCUUGCUCUCGUCUUUCUCAACGUGGAUGGAAAUAAGGAGUGUCAUUGGUGCAGGUACAUGAGUUGCGUCGACACCGUCAUGUGGACCUGCGAUCAGCACCCAGGUGUCGUCACUUGCAAUGCAACAGAGACAAAGCAGGGGUUUAUCUUCGGGUGCGACAAUGGUCAGACGAAACAGAUCAGCGUUCAAAACCUGUCAUCCUCUGAACUUAGUCAUCUUUGUUACCGGAUAUGUAGAUAGCUUCGGCGCAUUUUGGAGGAUGAUAUUAUAUUUAUAAAUGUAGUUUUUCAUCACGUCAUCAGCAAGCAGCCCUCUCCAUGCACAAUGGUCAACUUGACGUCCAAAGCGUUCACAGCAGCAUCCCUCUGCAUGCAUGCACAACUGUUAACUUACGUCAGCAAGCAUCCCUCUCCAUGCANAACUUGACGUCCAAAGCGUUCACAGCAGCAUCCCUCUGCAUGCAUGCACAACUGUUAACUUACGUCAGCAAGCAUCCCUCUCCAUGCAAAGUGGUGAACUUGACGUCCAAAGCGUUCACAGCAGCAUCCCUCUGCAUGCGUGCACAACUGUUAACUUUUGACGUGCAAAGCACAGCUGUGGCUGGAAAGGAGAAGGAUGACGAGGUAGAGGAAGCAUGCAGCUGCACAGAUGGCUGCUGCACUUUCUGGAGGUGUCUUCAGUGGCGGGGCCUCUGCUAGUCUAAAGCUGGAUCUUAUUGUUAUCGUCCCCAUUUCGGCAUUUGCCAGAAGCUCGUUAUGCAUGCCUUUUCCUGGAGAUGGCCGCUGCACUUUCUUGAGGUAUCUUUGGUGGCCGGACCUGUAGUACUCCACAGCUACCAUCUUCACCCGAAUAGAACGCCCGGUCAUUAUAGCAGUAUUUGGUGCAACUUUCAGUCCAGAUACGGCGAAAAUUCCCGGGCGUUCUAUUCGGGCCAAGAGGUGCAUUUGAUUGUUAUCUUUCCCCAUUUCGGUAUUGGCAAGAGGCUCGUGAUGCAUGCUUUCGGACCGAGAUGCCGAUUGUAUUUGGUGUCUGCCUAUGCAGGCAGCGUUAUGAUGGAGUAUGCACUCAACCUCCCUGGUGUCCAUGUGCAUGAAUCAGGCUAUGUUGGAUCAGGGUCCUCCUCAUCCAGCAUAGCAGAGAUGGGGAUCAGAAUUUAGCUACACAGCAGUUGGGUGUGCGCGCUGUUAAUGGCAGCUCAGCAGUUGAGUGUGCCCUCUGUUAAUGCCAGCUCAGCAGUUGGUUACUCUCUCUUACAAUUUUCUUUCAUUUAGCGGAUGAGGAAAUAGGUGAAGGCUUCUCUAAGUGUAGCGGAGCAUGACCUGCCAGGCGUAAAUGGCUCGCCCUUUUUCUUGAGAGUGUGUCUGAUUGUCAGAACUGCUCUUGCAUGAGGAUCGUGAUGCCCUGGUUUAGAGAGAGGGAGGGAAGUGCAGGACGACCUGUUCACAUUCCCUAUUUAGGGAAAAUCUUCAGGCAGGUUGGUAGAGGGAACUCGAUCACUCGGUUGUCAAGUCUUUCAUUGGAUGGCAGAGGCCCCUUCCUCCUUCCUCGGCCACCUUUCGCCGGAUGUGGCUGAUCUGCUUCCCCCUCCUCUUUCGAGUAGCUGUACGAAAUUAUUUGGGUGUUUUCGACCCAUGGCAGGAACAGGGCGUGUAUAGAUGUCCGUAGAUGUUGUCCUCGUCUUUGACUGACGAUAAAUUUAGUGUUCUUGUUUGGUAUGCUACAAGGUUUCCCUCUCCCUCAUGCCUCUCCGCGGCUUAAGCUACAACUACGAGAUGAGGAGCAGCUCCCGUUCUAGCCAAGGAGCUGAUAGUGAAACAAAUGCCCUGUGAGACG
Molecule: messenger RNA, 3728 nt
Organism: Chara braunii
Lineage: Eukaryota; Viridiplantae; Streptophyta; Charophyceae; Charales; Characeae
Source: the annotation of a GenBank genome assembly